AUGCUUCGGGCCUGGCGGGCGCCGGCGCUGGCGCGGGCCCGGCCCGGGGCCGCCCGGGGCUGGGCGCGCUCCGCCGCCUCGGAGGCCGCGGCCGAGAGCCGGGAGGACUCCCGGUACCGGGACACGGUGUUGCUGCCGCGCAGCCGCUUCCCCGCGCAGCUCCCGGGACGGCUGCAGCCCGAGACGGAGCUGAAGACGCAGCAGAAAUGUGGUUUUUCAGAACUGUAUUCAUGGCAAAGGCAAAGGAAGACAAAACAGGAAUUUUGUCUGCAUGAUGGACCACCUUAUGCCAAUGGAGACCCUCAUGUUGGCCAUGCAUUAAACAAAAUUUUGAAAGACAUCACCAAUCGCUUCCAUGUGAUGAGAGGCUAUAAAGUGCAUUAUGUGCCAGGGUGGGAUUGCCAUGGGCUGCCAAUUGAGUUGAGGGCACUGUCAGAAGUCAAAGGAGCUGAAAAUCUUUCACCGAUGGAAAUUCGGCAGAGAGCCAGAGCAUUUGCAGAAAGAGCAAUUGAGAAACAGAAAUCUGCCUUCAUUCGUUGGGGUGUGAUGGCAGAUUGGGCCAACUGCUACCUUACAUUUGAUCCAAAGUAUGAAGCAAACCAGCUGAGAGUCUUCCACAAGAUGUAUGAUAAGGGUUUAAUUUAUCGUGACUAUAAACCUGUGUUCUGGUCCCCUUCAACAAAAACAGCCUUGGCUGAGGCAGAACUCGAGUACAAUGAGCAGCACAUCAGUCGCUCUGUGUACAUGAAAUUUCCGCUGCUGAAGUCGCCGCCUAAGUUGACUUCUAUGAUAGAUGGAUCAUCCCCUGCUAGUGUGCUAGUCUGGACCACGCAACCUUGGACUGUGCCAGCCAAUCAAGCAGUUUGUUACAUGCCAGACUCAGUAUAUUCAAUUGUAAAAUGUGCAACGACUGGACAACACUUCAUCCUUGCUGCAGAUAGAGUUGAAUCUACAGCUGCUGUUCUGGACACACAGUUUGAAGUUGUAUCAACAUGUAAAGGUGCAGAUUUGGCAGAUGGUUCUUGUGCUCAUCCCACCAUUCCUGGCAGAGUCUCUCCCCUGUUACCUGCAAAUCAUGUGACAAUGACAAAAGGGACAGGAUUAGUUCACACAGCCCCAGCUCAUGGUAUGGAAGAUUACAGCGUAGCUUCCCACCAUCAGCUACCCACGGAUUGCCUUGUGGACGAAAGUGGGUAUUUUACAGAAGCAGCAGGUUCUGAACUUAAAAACAAGAAUGUCCUUGAAGAAGGGAACGAAGCUGUCAUUAAGAUGCUUCAAGCAGCUGGGAGUUUGUUAAAAGAGGAGAAAUAUGUGCACAGUUACCCCUAUGACUGGAGGACUAAAAAACCAAUUAUUAUUCGUGCCAGCAAACAGUGGUUUGUAAACACAGCAGAUGUGAAGGCUGCAGCACAGGAUGUGCUGAAAAAAGUGAAAGUGAUCCCUACAUCUGCAGUGAACAGGAUGCUGGAGAUGCUGGACAGAAGGACGUUCUGGUGCAUAUCACGGCAAAGAUGCUGGGGUGUCCCGAUUCCUGCUUUUUAUCAGAAGAGCACGGGAGAAUGCUUGAUAAACAGUGAAACCAUCACAGAUGUCAUCAAAAUAGUGGAGCAGCAAGGGACAGAUGCAUGGUGGGCCCUCCCUAUCGAAGAACUCCUAUCAAAAGAGGCUGUAGCAAAGGCUGGUGGUCGUGAUGUUUCGGAUUAUGUCAAGGGACAGGAUGUCCUAGACAUUUGGUUUGACAGUGGAACUUCCUGGGCUCAUGUUUUGGAAGGUGCAGAUCAAAGAGCAGAUACAUACCUUGAAGGAAAAGACCAGCUGGGAGGUUGGUUUCAGUCCUCUCUCUUAACCAGUGUGGCAGCAAGGAAAAAGGCACCAUACAAGACUCUGGUGGUUCAUGGCUUUACUCUUGGCGAGAAAGGGGAGAAGAUGUCCAAAUCUGUUGGCAACGUGGUUGACCCUGAUGUCGUCAUCAAUGGAGGCGAAGAUCAUACCAAGGAUCCUCCAUACGGUGCUGAUGUUCUCCGCUGGUGGGUGGCAGAAUCCAAUGUUUUCACAGAGGUGAUGAUUGGGCCUGUGGUGCUCAAUGCUGCUAGAGAUGACAUCAACAAGCUCCGGAACACGCUACGCUUCAUGCUGGGAAACGUGGAGGGCUUCAACCCAGAGACAGAUUCCAUCUCCCCAGCAGAGAUGUACAUAGUGGAUCAAUACAUGCUGCAUUUACUGCACGAAUAUGGCAGCAAGGUUACAGAAGCCUACAAACAAUAUGAGUAUAGCAAAGUUGUUCGACUGCUGCAAGCAUUCUGUUCCAGAAGCUUGUCUAACUUCUAUUUCAGCAUGAUCAAGGACAGGCUCUACUGCGAAGAAGCAAAGGAUCCUAAGCGUCGUUCGUGUCAAACCGUGUUGGCAGAGGCUCUGGACAUCGUCGUCCGCUCCUUUGCACCCAUCCUGCCCCACUUGGCAGAAGAGGUUUUCCAGUACAUCCCUUACAAGAAAGACUCAGAGGGUGUGUUUCGUACUGGCUGGAUUAAUGCAAGCUCAGCAUGGAAGAAGCCUGGCAUUGAGGAAGCAAUAGAAGGUGCAUGUGCAAUGAGAGACUCCUUCCUUGGGUCCAUCUCUGGCAAGAAUGCUUUGGAAUAUGAAGUCAUCAUUGUAAUUGAGCCUGGAUUGCUGUUUGAAUUAAUGGAGGCACUGCAGGCAGAAGAAACUUCCAGUGUUUCCCAGCUGAAUGAAAUAAUGAUGGCUUCCCAGACAACCCUGCUGAGCGAGCUCCCCAAAGAAACACCUUCAGAUGCAAACAUCAUAAAAGGGACCUUCCUGAUUAACUUGGAAGGUGGUGACAUCUGUGAACAAUCUUCAUACAAAGUUAUAGCCCGACCCAUUGCCAAAGCAAAAUGCCCUCGCUGCAGGAGAUACACGGCCGAGUCCUCAAGCACUCCCUGCCCACGGUGCCUCCAAGUCCUUGCUGCUGGAAAGGGGAGCACGUGAAGACAAAAUGCCUAUGCAAAAGCUGCUCCAAAGUGGCUGAAGCAGCAGGUCUGCAUACUGGAACCUGUAGAAGCAGAUGCUUAAGCCCCAGCCUGAGCAGGAGUAUCAUGUAUUUUGGGGAACCUUAUGUGUGUGUGUGUAUAUAUAUAAAUAUAUAUAUAUAUACACUACUUCUGUAUAUCACUUUUCAGCUCAAUAAAAAGGGUGGUUAAAAAUAA
This is a messenger RNA of Vidua chalybeata, 3203 nucleotides long. It is a transcript of the gene IARS2, whose product is annotated as isoleucyl-tRNA synthetase 2, mitochondrial. The transcript has 23 exons. The coding region runs from base 1 to 2985 and encodes 994 amino acids. Gene Ontology annotation, cellular component: cytosol. Lineage: Eukaryota; Metazoa; Chordata; Aves; Passeriformes; Viduidae. Gene Ontology annotation, biological process: isoleucyl-tRNA aminoacylation. Gene Ontology annotation, molecular function: aminoacyl-tRNA deacylase activity; ATP binding; tRNA binding. The record is from RefSeq and is a predicted model, not a curated record.